Molecule: messenger RNA, 3613 nt
Organism: Columba livia (rock pigeon)
Lineage: Eukaryota; Metazoa; Chordata; Aves; Columbiformes; Columbidae
Exons: 5
Coding region: 491-1345 (284 amino acids)
Source: RefSeq, a predicted model, not a curated record
GGGGGUUCGGGGCGGCGGCGCCCGAGGGCAGCGGGGCGCGAUGUCCGCCGGGGGCCGCCGGCGUCGGGGCUGAGGGGGGCAGGGGGGAGCGCAGCCAUGAGCGCAGCCCGGGGCCCCGGUUAGGAAGCUCUGCAUUCCCUCAAUAAGCACUCUGCGCUGAGUGUCUCUUGUCCCUUACACCACGCUGCCAGCUGGUACCUCCCUCCUUUCUGAAGCGUAACCGGGGAGGGGGUGGAAAGCAGAGGAAGUUUGGUACUUACUUUUUUUCUUUAGGCUUUAGAAAGGGAUUCCCUCUUCCUUCCCCCGCGGAGGGCUGCAGGACAGAGUGCGGUGGCGGACGAUAGAGGGGUGCAGCUGUGAGCCGGCUGUCCGGAGCCUUGCCCCCGCCACCCCCGCCGCCGCGUACCUGGGGGUGCUGGAUGCAAGCUCUGCGGAGCUCCUCCAACCGUAGCGGCAACGGCUCGGCAGAUGUAGAUGCGUGCGUGUGUGUAUGUUUAACCCUUUCUUGGUUCCUCGGAUUUGUACCAUGCUGAAGAUCCUCACCAAAAAGCUCAAGAACCAGAGUUUGAACGAAAUUCAACCUUUCCAGCUAAAGAUCUCCUACCCCCCAAGUGAUGAGGACAGCGAUGACUCUGAGGGAGAGAACCAGGAACUUGCUCAGAUCGACAGAGAGAGAAGACGGAAUUGUACCUUGACCCCUCUGGCCACCAACCAGCUCCAGAACCAGGAGAACCAAUGCUGCAAGGUUCGGGCCCUCUUCCAUGCCAGCCUUGACCGCCACAGCUCAGAAGAGGAGCUGGAGCGCAUCAACCGAGAGUUCGCCGCUGAGAAGCGGAAGUGGUCCCAGGUCAGCAGGCUUGCCUGCUGCAGUGACAGCAACAACACCUCCUCCAGUGAUGAAGAAGUGAAGAACUUGUGUGCGAUGUCCUUCCGGCCUGUGGCAGAGCAGGCCGAUGGCCUGCACGCCAGCCCAAGCCCCGUGCUGUUCAGUGCCUCCCCUCCCAAGAGAGUCCAGCCCCUGGUACGGAGCCCAGCCUCCAGACCUUUAAUCUUCACAAGCGUUGGGGCGGGCCUUGAGCAAGUCAUGCCCUGUAAGAGACAUCGACAAGGAUAUGGGGAUAAGGUCAGCAGGCCCAGUCUUGACCUGGAAAAAAUGCAGCAGAAGAUGCUGCUCAAGAAGAAUUGUGGAGCGAAGACUAGAGUUAUUAAAAUUUGUAGCAUCAAUGGAGGCCGCCCACCGCCCCACUUUGUGUAUGAUCCAUCCACCUUUGCCUUCCGUUCCCUCAGCACCUUGAAGCCGCUGAGCCCGAUAGCUCCAGUGGAAGAACCGUCAUGUGCCUACUGAAGGAGUUUCUCCAAAAACCUCAGGAACUAUCAACCAACCACCUUCCUGGCAGGGAGAAGGGGAGGUGGUGAUACCCAAGGGGAUGGGUGGGAGAAGGGGACAAUGACACAUCUUUGCAACACAGCCUCUCCGGAAGCAGGAAGCAUACGGCUUUGCAACAGUGCCUGUUUUCAUACCAUUGCCAUAUCUAAAUAGUGGCAAAGGGAGAGAUUUUUGUCGUUCAGGGCAAAACAAACCAGUCAGGGCUACAAACUGCAAAGACAGCCACUAAGGCAGUGUCAAACAUGGGGAUGGUGGUAAAGGAAGAUAACCCUGAGGGUUUCAGGGGCUAGUAUGGCCUACAUGGCAGCAGAGAUGAGUGAUCAUGGUGUGAAACCAAGUCCACUCAGUUUCCCAAGAGUACCUGGGUCUACAGUGCUUUGUUACAGACCUAACCCUUCUCCCACUCAGAAGUGAGCUCAGGAUUGGAGACAGAGGCUAUACAGGGCUGCCUGCAAAGCAAGAAGAUCCCUCUGAGAUAUAAUUGUAUUCACUUCAUGCUCUCUUGAGUGGAAGACCCUAGGAGAGGGAGGUGGGAGUGGGUAACUGGCACAUCUAGUUGUGUGUUCCAGCGGGUCUGCUGGCAACUCUGAUAUCACCUGAAAUGGGAGGCAUGAGCCUCCCACUUAUAGAUUGGGGGUUAGAAUAAAAUUUUAUUGAUAGAAUGAAAGGUCUGUCUUCAACUGUCCAAGAAAAUGCAACACUCACCCUCAGUCCUCUCAGCAUCAUCAGAGAGAAGAACUUGGGGGUGGCUGUGUGCUCUUGGGUCUCCUCUCUGCUGAGGCUGUGUUCUGGGAUAUGCAGCACUUCUUUAUAGCAUUGUCCCAAUACACUGCUACCCUAAUGUGAUGCUGAAGGUAACUGAUAUCAGCAAAUUCAACAAAAUCUAAUGUCUCUGGCAAGCUUUCCAGUCCCUUGUUAUGCUGGCUAUUAAAUUGAGGUAGACUCUUGUAUCAAUGCAACAAGUAUUCCUAGAUGUAGCAUGGAGUGGGAGAAAGAGGUCUCUGUUUUGUGGCCACCUGUUGGUGGAAGAAACAGGAGAAGAGCUUGGGUGAAGCUGUGGGGUAUUUCUCCAUAGACAGUCCCGAGGCAGUCAGGACCGUUGGGCCUUGCAGCUACUGGAGUUUGACUGAGAUCUGGCCUUGAAGCAUGUAUGUGUUUUGUACCAUGAGGCAACAGCUAAUAGAACAACCUCUCGCCUUUCUUGGUGAGGCAGAGGAACAAGGCAUUGUUGCCCUUGCUGCACCUCUUUGUCUGGCUGUUCCCCACCUUGAGCCUGUAUCUGGCUGAGUGCAAGGGGGAGUGGGUAGUUUACUUCUUGUCUGGAUCAAGAGGAGCAACUGUGAGUAAUACAAAAUAUUUUUUGUUUUUAAAUCUGCUCCAGUGUGGAGGUCUUUGUUACUCUUUGGAUGAGACCAAUGGUCAGUCCAACUGCCAGGAGGAGGCCACGCAAUGAACCAGCAUUCAGUGGUGCUUUCUGGGCCUGUCAUUGAAACCCUUGGAGGACACUCAAAGGCUGUGUGGGCCUGGGGACCUGAAUCCUCCACACCUACCCACCACCCUCUCCAACCACCUUGUAGGCAGGCAGAGCAGCUGGGCAAGGCGGUGAAGGGACAUCUGUCCUGAAGCUGCCCCAGCUCUGCCCACUUUUUAGCUCCACAGCUGGGCCACCCUUUGCACCAGCACCACCUCCAAGGCAUUGCUUGUGUUUGCUGGUGAGGUACCUCUGGCAGAGCAUUGUUGUUGCCUGCAAGAAGUCUCUUCUUCCAACAGAGGCCGAUUUCUCCUGCCCUUGUAGACACUUUACUUUCCUUGUUUUAAUGGCACACCUCAGCUUUUUAACUGCUGCCACAUCAAGCUGACUAGUGCAAGACAUGGAAGUGUUGCCCUUUCGGACCAAAUCCCUGUGCUCAGGAGAAGGGACAGCCGUAGCCUGGUACCUGUCGGAAGAGGCACAUUACACAUGCAGGUGGCUGGGGCUGCAACCCCUGUGCCCCCAGGCUUUGCUCAGCAAGAGCUGCCAAGGUGUUUCUGCCAGCGUGCAGGUGUGGCAGGCUGCCUUUGCUGGGUGGCAGUGGGGAACAGGGAUGUCCUGCCAAUGCUGUUGCCUUUUAGUACUUUUGUAACUUUUCUCUGUCUUUUCCAAUCAGAAGGAAAAAAUAAAAAGAAAAAAAACCCACAAAAAACCUACAGCAACAAUGAAAUAAAGUGUAACAGCUGCUACAUUCA